AGCUUCCCUGAAUCAGCGGCGAAGCUGUGGUGGGACUCCACGGAGAUGCAGCUGUCCUUGACUCAACCACGUUCCUGGACACUGCUCCUACUCCUGGUGUCCAACCAGCUUCUGUGGGAGAACGUGGCAUCAGUACCCAUGUGCGCAAUGAGGAAUGGCCGCUGCUUUAAUUCCUUGGGAGACAUGUUUGAUGUAGCAGGCAGUCAGUCUCAUGAAAUCAGCCAAAAAGUUUCAGAAAUGCUCACUGAAUUUAAAAACCACUAUGCUGAAGCCCACAGUUUCAAUGACACAGUCCUCAGCCACUGCCACACUUCUUCCCUCUCCAUUCCAGAAAGCGAAGCCACGAAAAAACAAUUUGGCUUCUUGCUGAAUCGGGUGGGCACUCUUUUGAAUGCCUGGGAAGAACCUCUGCGAAACUUGAAUGAAGAACUAUCUACCUUGAAAGGCAUCCCUGCUGGUGUUAUCUCCAAAGUCAAAGACAUCAAGGAAAAGAGCUCAGGACAGCUGGUUGGCAUCAAAACCCUUCUCAACGUGCUUUACCCUAGAAAUGCAGAAGCUGUGAACUUCCCUACCUUGCCUGAAGUGGCAUCACCGAAGUCAGCAAAGGAAGAUGUUCGCAUUUUGGGUUAUUAUAACAAGCUCAGCUGCCUAGAUGGUGACUAUAAGAAGAUUGACAUUUAUCUCAACGUCAUAAAGUGCAAGAAUUUAAAAAUGAGCAAUUGCUAAGCCUUCUUCCAUCUGAUCUGCUUCUGAAAUAUGUAGCAUCCUAUAAACGUUUUAUCUUUUGAAUUUUGUUAUCGUUGUCUCAUUUAAAAAUAAUAAGUGGCAAUUUCACUUGCACCAGCCUAGCCCAUAAAACACCCAUAUCAAGACAUCUCUAUUUAGUACGUAUCCCUCCAACUAACCCUUAACCUGACCCUCAAAUUACCAUCUCCACCUGCCCCUCUAAUCUGCAAGAAUGAUCACAGCCAAGACUCUGAGCAAUAGAGGGUAGGUAGCUUGAAUUUGCCCUCUCUGGAAAUCAGAUUGGUGACUAUCCCAAUUGUGAUGGGGGAACCAGUGAUUGAUAGAAACAGUUGCACAGAUCCAUAGCCAAGCACUGAGCCCUGUGUUAGGAAAUCCUGUUGAAGAGGGGAAGGAAGUAUUGUAAGAGUCAUGGGGAUCAAGUCCAUCACAAGAGAAUCCACAGAAGCAGCUAUCCUGGUCUCAAAGCUCACAGUCUGGAUUAUCCUGCAUGAAAUCAACCU
This is a messenger RNA of Alexandromys fortis (reed vole), 1247 nucleotides long. RefSeq names its product prolactin-2C2-like. Gene Ontology annotation, cellular component: extracellular region. Lineage: Eukaryota; Metazoa; Chordata; Mammalia; Rodentia; Cricetidae. The transcript has 5 exons. Gene Ontology annotation, molecular function: hormone activity; prolactin receptor binding. The record is from RefSeq and is a predicted model, not a curated record. Gene Ontology annotation, biological process: response to nutrient levels; positive regulation of lactation; positive regulation of cell population proliferation. The coding region runs from base 46 to 726 and encodes 226 amino acids.